Molecule: messenger RNA, 1530 nt
Organism: Sungouiella intermedia
Lineage: Eukaryota; Fungi; Ascomycota; Pichiomycetes; Serinales; Metschnikowiaceae
Source: the annotation of a GenBank genome assembly
AUGAGCCAGAUAUCGCCGACGGGCACACAAAUUCCUCAAGUGGAAGACUCGUCGAGUCAGACAAAUGGGCCAACUACUGCGCCAACAUCUGUUCAAUCUUCUCAAUAUUUCCACAAGUCCACCCCCAGCCUGCCCCUAGGUCUGGGAUCGAACUUCUAUGAGGGCAUGGGUCGUCUGCAGCAGCCAUUGGUUGAAAAUGGGCCCCAAUGGAUGGUACCAGGUUCGGAACAAUCCCAGAUACAGUUGGCCCCGGCUCUACCUCAAAAAACAGUUUCUGACAUCGACCAUAUGGUGGACGUGCUUAAUAACGGUACUCCUACAAGUCCGGCUGAUUAUGCCGAGCAUUUAUUUAAAGUAGCUACGUUGCUACUAAAUGGUGAACUCACUGAACAACAGAUAACGACUCUCGAAGCAAAAUUCGUGCUGCUAGCGGAUAUGCUCCCUGAGUUUGUUGAGGUGGAGAACCCUGCCUCGUCCCAGUUGUAUAAGGUGGUGGAAAGAUGUUUUGAUGUACUCGUCAAGGUUUCCACCAGCCAGGCCAAGGUUCUGGUUGCUACGUUGGCCAUCCGCUUUCUCACAACAGUCAUUAUGUCGCUCAACUACUGGGAGAUCUAUAACCUACUUCAGUGGAAACCGGCCAUCUACCAGUUCCUCACAUUAAUUCAUUUUGAUUUAAAUGAGUGCUACCUGCGCUUUAUUCGUGACUAUCUGAAGUAUUCAUACAAGCAGAAUAGCUUACCUCGAUCAGACCUUCAGAGUGCUGCAGUAAUGAAGGAACGCAACAAGAGAGACCUCGAGCGCCGCCUCUCCAUGUCUGCUUCCCCAGAAGCGGAGGAAGUUCUGGAUGAAAAAUCCCCACUAUAUUUCAUGAACAAGGAGCUUAGCGAAGACCACGAUAAGUUUGUGACCGAACAAAUGGCAGAGGAGGUCGAAAAGCCAAUUCCUCGCGAGCGCAGAAAAAUUAGAGUCGAUUCAAAAUUGGCAGCUCACAGGGUGAUUAAGCGGGCAGACAUCAAGGUUGCACCUAGCAGUAGGUCAUCCAACUACGAUCCGGAUGUUAUUCAUGAGUGCCAAAUGCCAUCACCAGAUGAGCCAGAUAAAUUGUGUUUGAGACGGUUUUCCAGGAAGUACGAGUUGAUUAGACACCAAGAAACGGUGCAUUCCAAAAAGAAAAAGUUGUUUAAGUGUUUUGUAUGUGUGAAACAGGAUCCUAGCAUUGGUCCGAGGAUAUUUACUCGCCACGAUACUCUAGCCAAGCAUAUUCGAGUAAACCAUAGAAUAUCAGGCAAAGAGGCAAAAGCGGAAGUGGCAUACUCCAAGAAGCAUGCUGAAAUCGUUGAGGAAGGUGAUAUCACGGUGCAUGUUGGACGCAGAAAGACUAAAGUUGAUUUCGAGCUUCGGGCUCACAUGGAAAAGAAGGGUUCCGCCAGAGAGGCGCCAGACGGAAGUAUUAUCUUUGAUGACAUUGGUGACUCUCCUCCAGACUCAACAGAGUACGGAGACGAUGACGAGAUAUACGACGAUGAGUAA